Molecule: messenger RNA, 2619 nt
Organism: Nasonia vitripennis (jewel wasp)
Lineage: Eukaryota; Metazoa; Arthropoda; Insecta; Hymenoptera; Pteromalidae
Product: poly [ADP-ribose] polymerase tankyrase-1-like
Exons: 2
Coding region: 610-2355 (581 amino acids)
Molecular function (GO): protein binding
Source: RefSeq, a predicted model, not a curated record
UUUUAUUUUUUUUUUUAAUUUGCCCUGAUAAUGGGCUUUUAUAUAUGAUUUUGGAAAGAUCAUAUCUGAGCAUUCACUACGAAAACGCACCGUGCACUAAUAUGUUGCUAUUUAUUUAUUAAUUAAUUCAUUAUUUAAUAGCCUUUCAAAAUACAAGUACAGUGUGCAUCGUAAAUGUUGUUUAUAAAAUGCGCUGCAAAUGUCAAGAAUCAUCCUGCAAAGUCUAACUUUCUUUCAACAGUCGAGACAACGUUUAUCCAAACUCCCGUAAUUAGAGCGAUUGGCGGCGCCAAGAGUUCUGUCUCUAUCUAAGAUAGCCGGGAACCUCAUUAGCCCCUCCCCCGUCCUCCCUCCUCAGAGCAUACCGAUUCAAGGGUGGCGCUUGCCGGCCGAGGAUACUUAAGGAAAUCGCUCUGAGUGCCGAAAAUUCAUUUCACCCUCGAUCGUCGACCGCGCAAGAGAGCCUUCAGAUCGGAGUGCUUGCGUAACCAAGUCCAGUGUUGUGUUUAUUUACAAACAAGUGUCAUUCAGUGUGCGUACCUCGUGACGAUCGCGCAUUGCCACGCAGCCUUGCGAGCCUUUCAAAAUCAAAGUGUCGACCACGUUAGGAUGGUGAACAAAAGCGUCUCUCAGCCGAUGAGCAUCGAUCCUUACGAGGGCGAGAGCACGAUGUACGUGGACGAAUACGAGGAGCCGGCGAAGAACCAGGUCGAUCAGCGCAGAUUCUCCUACGAGGAGCACCAGCUUCUCAGCUCGUUCCUCCUGUCGAGCAUCGAGGUGCGCGACUCCAACUACCAGACAGCUCUGCACCUGGCCUGCCAGUGCGGACGGCACGAGAUGAUCGAGUUCCUGCUGGCCCACGGCGCCCAGGUUAACGCCGUCGAUGUCUGCGGCAGGACAGCGUUGCACUUGGCGGCGGAGAGACGGGACGUCCGCGCCGUCGAACUGUUGAUCGGUGGUGGCGCUAAUCCCAGAAUGACCACUCUGUCCGGAUACAGCCCGCUUCUGCUCGCCGUGCAAGCCGGCUGCACCGUAAUCGUCGAGAUCCUCCUGAGCUACGGCUGCGACGUCAACGAGCUCGUCCUCGACCAGGACAUCGGUACGAAGUACACGUGUCUGCACACAGCCGUCGAGAGAAACUUCACUGCGAUGGUCGAAACUCUCCUGCGCUGCAAUGCCGACGUGAACAAGCGCGACGGCUACGGGCACACGUCGCUGCACUCCGCCGCUCGCCUCGGCCGCCUGGAAAUCAGCCGUCUCCUGCUGGCCUACGGCGCCGGAGUCCACGAGCGAGACAACAAUCAGCGCACCGCUCUGUACUUCGCCGUAGAAGCUGGCCACCGACACCUCUUCGACCUGCUCCUUCUCCACGGCGCCGACCUGCACGAUCGCGGCGUCUCCGGCACCAGCCUGCUCCACCUCGCCGUCAGGCGCGGCGACCUCGAAUUCGUGGACUUCCUGCUGGCGAACGGCCUCGACGUCAACGCGGCCACCAAGUUCGGCCAGAGCCCAGUCCACUGGGCGAUCGUCGAGAGGAGGUGGACCGGCCUGGAGCUUCUGCUCAGCCGCGGCGCGAACGUCAACCAGCGCGAGCACUGCGGCAAGACGCCGCUUCAUUCCGCCAUCGAGUUCGGCAGGAAGGAGGCCUUCGAGAUCCUGCUCAGAUACAACGCCGACACCAACGCCCAGGACAACCUGCUCCAGACCCCUCUGCACGCCGCCGCCAGGGAGAACUGGCCCGAAACCGUGCAGUUGCUGCUGCAGCGCGGCGCGGACCUCGAUGCCAAGGACGGCAACGGACAGACGCCUCUGGACAUCGUCAGCGACAGGGCGAAACUCUGCAACUCGGAAACCAUCAGGACGAUGCUGAGAAUACUCGCGCAAAACAUGCUGAAGAGGAGCGUCGCGGGAUUCCGCGUCGACGAUAGCGCCAAGGUCAAAGACCUGAUGCAGCGGGAAGAAGCCGCAGGCUUUAGGGAACAGUGCGCCGACGAGAUCAAGAGAAUGUCCGAGUCCAGGAUGUUCGGGGACGUGACGUACUACGACUUUUUCAAGGGCAACAGGCGCAGCCUCGUCUGCUUCGUGAAGAACAAGGAGGUCGACGCGGUGUUCGAGCAGCACGUACAGAAAUCGGCGUUCCCGAUCUACGCGGACGUGCUCGAGCAGAACUACGCGAUCGGCAAGAAGUUCAAGACGAUCCUGGAAGACGCGACGGAGAGACUCAGUGCAGUGUGUGGGCACAGGCUUCCGCGCGUGCCCGUGGAGAGGAUCGCGAGCUACAUGAACGCCGCGGACAUGAAGAACCUGCUGUUAGCGAUACCUGAGUUACCGAUCGCUUUCGCGAAACAGGAGUGAUGAGAGCGAUUAUUCGAUGAAUGAUGUUAAUCUAUGUUUAUAGGAGUAUAUAUACAUGCACAGAUGCGAAGCGAAAGUUAUUCAUUGAGCAGAAGGGAUUUUCUAAAACGUACGCUUUGAGUCAUGUAUAUAAACAAUACGAUGUUGGCAAAAUCCAAAGAACCGAUCUAUUGCGAUAAGUCAAAGUAUGUACAUAUUAUGUAAUAUUCGGACUGUAAAUAGCACGCUGCUUACCAAAAUAAUAUAUUAAAUUAAAUAAUUAUA